CCACAAAUCAAUUCGGCUUGGCGCAGGCGCAAUGUCAGUCCACUCGCAAAACAAUUACUCAUUAAAGAGCUAGCAAUACGAAGACAUUCUGCAGUUAUGUAGCUCAAUUAUUCCGAUCUCUAACAUGCUGGGCUUGAUUAUUAUAAGAUAACUUUUACGGCCACUCUUGGGCUCAAAAACCUGUUUAAAAGCGCCUGUAUUUGCGCGAAAGCUAACAAAAGUAGCCACAUGCUAACAGGCUACAGUGAGUUUGCGAUGCACUGCAGUUUUGUUUUUGUCUCUCAGACCGAUCGGCUAGCGGCGCAAAGGAGCUAACCUGCAGCUCUAUGUUUUUUUCCUGUCUUUUCGAUGGUGGCCUUUGGAAAAUAAGCUCCUCGUCGCUAGACCAAGUGUCCAGCUAAAGAUGUGGCAAAGUGUCGGGCUCACAUUGCUGGUCAUUGUGGCCACGCUGUUUUGUGUUCUUAUCUUCAUGUUGUGCGGUUGGUAUGUGGUCUGGCAGCUCUUCUUGUCCAAGUUCAAGUUCCUGCGCGAGCUCGUCGGGGACGCAGCCGCCCCGCGGGCGCAAGCGCAGCCGUCCGAAAGCGAGAACGAACGCGCCGCUGACGUCCCCGCACGCAACCGUCCCGGGACUGCACGCCAAAGAGUCGCCUUCCCGGAGAGCACCUUGUAGAUCGCCUCUGACCACAUCACCUUACACUAAACGGGAAUCUUUCCUGACUGACAUUCGGUUGAAGACUUGACCGGACCUGAAAGCCAUCCAUUUCUUAAUGUCGAAUCUUCUUUAUUAAGUUAAAAAAAAAAAAUGUGGUGGCAAUGGAUUGUGUUUGUAAGUAAGCUGACGACCUGUGUGGACUUCUUCACCUUCUUAAAUUGCAAUGAAAUGGAAAGUUGUCAACCCUGUGGCACACGAAUGCACAUACACACACACAAUGUACACUUGAAGAGCACUUGACAAGGAACACUGACAAAGCCGUGUGAUGUUUUGAUGCUGCUACAUACGACACAAGCUGACAUCCCGGAGCUCCCAAUGGACGCUCCCUGCUGCAGACUGGGCCGCCAUUAUGGCGUCCAGACCCGUCUCGCUCUCUGCCCGCACCAGCGUCAAGUCUAAAUGGCGUCUGUUGUUUUCAUCACGUCAGCUCCUUUUUCUAUUCCGUCUACAAGCAGGCCAAAUGAACUCAGAGCAAGGCCUUGUCGAUAUUUGUCUUCUGCUUUCCUUCCAGGUAGAAUCAAUCAUUUGCACCUUUUAAUUGAUGAUUAUUGUUUUCUGUGGGGCAGCCGCUUCAAACCAAACAUGUUGAGCUCAGUCCUAUUUUCUGCUCAAAUGUCUUCAAUUAUUUUUUUAUAUUAAAGUCCUCAUAAUUGAA
Messenger RNA from Syngnathus acus (greater pipefish), 1367 nucleotides. It is a transcript of the gene smim13, whose product is annotated as small integral membrane protein 13. Lineage: Eukaryota; Metazoa; Chordata; Actinopteri; Syngnathiformes; Syngnathidae. The record is from RefSeq and is a predicted model, not a curated record. The transcript has 2 exons. Bases 404 to 670 code for a protein of 88 amino acids.